Hydra vulgaris (swiftwater hydra) is the source of this 4167-nucleotide messenger RNA. Its product is annotated as nephrocystin-4. The record is from RefSeq and is a predicted model, not a curated record. NCBI's taxonomy places the organism in Eukaryota, Metazoa, Cnidaria, Hydrozoa, Anthoathecata, Hydridae. Gene Ontology annotation, cellular component: ciliary base; non-motile cilium; cytoskeleton. Gene Ontology annotation, biological process: negative regulation of canonical Wnt signaling pathway; protein localization to ciliary transition zone.
UUUGCAUUAUUGUUACUCACGGUAGUUUUCUACAAAAUUGUAAUCGGCUAAGAAAAUGUGAAGGAUGUCUGAUGAUGCAGACAUAGCAGAGACAUGGAUAGAUUUUUAUGAAGCUAAUAAACCAAUACCUCUACAUCCAACGAGAAACAAUAUUACAAGCUCAUCUCCAUCGUUUCAAUUUUGCUUAACUAUAAAAAAUUUGGAAGUUUUUUUUCAGAAACCUGAUCCAUGUAACUUCCAAUUACGAAUCUCAUUUUAUGAUGCAGCAAACCAUUGGUUUUUCGGAAAUACAUGGAUAGGCUUACCGAUAAAGUCAACAGUAACAAAUAAUAAGUUGCAUGCAAUAAACAUCAAAGAUCAGCCUUUAUAUUUCCAAACACAAGUUAACGAUUACACGUGCAUGCUUGUGAUUGAAGUUGUUUAUUUAGCAAAUGAAAUUUCAGAAACUGUUGCAUGGACAUGGUUAAGAAUUUUUUCAAACAUUAAAUUUCUUACUGAUACAUUUGAAACAGCUUGUCCUAAGGUUAGCAGACUAGACUUGUUUUGUGGUUCACCUUUUGCACUUUUAUUAAUACCAGAACCUAUAGAAGAGUGUUCAUUACUUAAAAAAAAGCCUGGUGAAUUUAAUUAUACGCUUCAAACACAUCAAAAACUAUAUGAAGUUAGUCACCUAGUUCCCUUUAAUGUUGUUCUAAGUGGAGAUGACAUUAUACCUGGAGUAUCAGAAGAUAUAUCUGAAGAGGAAGGAGUUGUAGAUAUCUUACAAAAUCCACAGCCAAUUAAAACAUGGCCAUGUCAUCUUCUUAAGAUUUUAAUAAAUCUUACUCCAUCAGUGCAUUUAUUUGACGAGCAAGUCUGUAAAUUUCUAAAUGCUGAUCGGUUUGUUCGAGAUGAUAUAUCUCCAGAUGAAAGGACUGUCUCCAUUGCAGAAAAAAAACUAAAAGUUGGAGUUCAUAAUGGUUGGAAAUUUAUUAAAGAACCUCAUGUCUGUUUUCUAGAAAAUGAAUAUACUCAAAACUCACCAUCAAAUAAUAAAAGAACAGAAUCUAAUAAUCUAAAGGAAUGCAUAGGGCUUAUUGUUCAAAGUAGAUUGGAAUUAGACGAGAUAAUUUUUCACCCAUAUAUAGCAGUUAUCUUUCAGUUAGUGUAUGUAAUAACCAUGCCCAUUACAAUCAAAGAUACAUCAUCUCGAAAAAAAAGCAAUCAAAAGACAACUGGUCAACUUUUGACUAAAAAGGUGGAUGUGGCAAUGAGAACAGCAAUUUGGGUACCAUUUGAAAAUGGGAAAAUUUCUAACAAAAAUUAUUUGAUUGAUCUGAAAGGAGGUUUAUCUCCAAACCCAUUUAACACAAAAGUUUUUAAUGAACUUCAUUUUUCUUCUGAUAAGCAGAAGUCUCUAGGAAGUAUCCAAUUCAGUCUAAUUCAGCUUCAUGCCAAAAAAUCUAAUAAUAUACCUUCACGAAGAAGUACUCUUACUUCAGAAAAAAACAGCUCAUUGCCAGCAUCACAGGACCUUUCAGUUGCAGAUAGUGUUACCCACAAUGACUCUGUUCAUGAAGAACAAGCUUUAUCAAGUUUUGUACAAAAUGAUUUUACGACAACAAAUGCUCACCAAGUGCAACAGUCAAACAUGUUACCUCAAUCUCAGAUGUACAACUCACUUAUAACUUCAAAUACUUCCAGGCAUUCUACAUUAAGUAGAGUUCAUUAUUCAAUAUUACACUCAGUUGACUAUCCUAAAAUAACUGAUACUCAAGGCAAUCCCCCAUUUUUAAUUGAUACUCAAGAAAUUAUAAAAUACAAUAUUUCUCUGGAAACAAGAGAUGGUUUGCAUGCUAACGACAUUAUUUUUCAGUUCUUAGCUCUCUCAAGGUGCUAUCAUCGAAGUGUUUUUUUUACAUUCCAGUUUUAUAGGUUUCCGCAAACUACUACUGAAAGGUUGCACCUUAAAAAAUAUGGAGGCGAAGAAAGCAUUCAUGAUUUAGCACCAUGUAUAUUACUAAGAAGUGCAAGAGAUGGAAAUAAAUCUGAUAAUUCUCCACCUGGCUUAAUGAUAAAAUAUUUGGUUGAUCCAGCUUUUAUGCAGCUCAAUGAACAAGUAUCCUUCUUGAAGUAUCUUCAUGAUCAAUGUCUUUACAUUGACAUGUGGGAUGGUGAUUCUCUUUUACUUGUUGGGUCAACAUCAUUUCCAUUAAAGUAUCUUUUAAGACAGGGAAAAUCUGCUGUUCAGUGUUCCCAAGAGCUUGAUAUGUUAUUCUACGAGUAUACAGAGGAUAACACAAUUAUUGCUGGGAACUUGAUGCAAAGCAGUAAUCAAAGCAAUGCAAAAAUAUUCCUUACAGCAAAGCUUUUUUUUCGCAUUGCUAACAUUGGUUGCUUGCCUAGUUCCAACACAGAGAGACUUAACAACAUAAACUUUGCGCAAAAUAAUCACAUAAUAGAACCUGAUAAGACAAGUAAAUUUGCAAAAAUUAAGAAAAACCAAGUUGCAGCAAAGUUAUUGUCUGAUUGUGACUCAGAACUAGCUACUGUUUUGGUAGCACGAAAAGAUGUUAUUGGAAAGUCUUCUGAAAUGAAAAAAAAUGACAUAAAUGUUAUUAGAAAAAGGAAGAUGGACAGAAUGAAGGCUGUAAGAGAAAUUAAAGGUGGUGAGGACACACCAUCUAUGUUUGUGCUUCAAAAAGAAGAAAAAGUUCAGCGCACAAGAGAUUUAAGAACUAUACAAUAUUACAGAGAAAAUUUCAAGUCCAUUGGCAUUUCCAAUCGUUUAGAAGAGUAUAUAACUACACAUCAUAUGAUUUAUUCUUCUCUUGGAAGAGCUGAAUUUUUUGAAUUCUCGUUAAAAAAUCCAUAUCCUGAUGAUCAGACUGUUUUAAUUUCCAUAAAUGAUAGUGAACUAAAGGUGGUUUUAAAUUCAUUAGAGUGGCGUUUUCAUAAAAAACAAUGCGGAACACCAGGAGAGGUUGAAGAGCAAAUGUUUGGAACUUUUGAAGACGAUGUAAAAAUGUUUAUACAAGGAUGUGAAAAAGUCAAUAUCCCAUUAAAAUUCCAGUCAUUAACAGCUUCCAAUAUUACUCCAGAAAUAGGACCUUCUCAUCCACUUCAAAUUGAGUCAAGUAACUAUUCUUUGCAAACGUUUGGUAAAGAUACUACUCUUUCUUCUAAAGAAAUUAAGGUCAAGUUUAUUGGUAAUAAUAACAAACCUUUAGCAAUUUUAAUUGUUCAUGUUGAACUUCAUCCCCAUGCAAUAGAUCAAACAUUCCGUUUUUACAAUCCUGAGCAAACAUUUUUAAAGAAAUCUAUUCGUUUACCACCGAUGCAUACAUUGCCUGGUUCAAGUGUUACUGAUGAUACAUCAUAUCCUCAUUUGAUUUCUCUUUGCACUGAUGAAGAUGCAGUUUGUGAAACUCAUCCAGUAAAUUCUGGAGAACCACAUGAAGUGUUUUUAAAAGUACCUUGUGGUUUAUCACCAAGUGUUAGAAGAUUUUUUAUUCUCAUUUUCAUAGAUGAGUUUUGCGUUAAACCUUGUCAGAUCUGGCAGAUCUUUGUGCACUCUUUGCAGAAAAUUGAUAUCAGUGCAACUGAGGGCCAAACAAGCAAUUUUUCUGUGCUUUUGAAAGGAACACAAUCAUCUAGGAUGGUAAAAUGUUAUUCUUCACACCCAGAUGAAUUAAAGGUAUUGCCUAAUGAUCCAUUUAUGCUGAUUGCAAAUGCUGUUCAAGAAAUCACUCUUUAUUUAAGCCCUUUAGAACCAGGGAAAAGAAUGAUGUUUAUUAAUGUAGUUGAUCAAGACUUUCAUCAAUUAGUUAAAUCUUGGUUAGUAAUGACUAGUUGCAUUCCUCCAGUGAUAUCUAAAACAUUUGAAGUUCAUCUUAAAGUGGGUUCUGGCUCAAAUAAGAAAAUUUCUUUUACGAAUCCUUAUCCUGUGAAAAGAAAUUUUUAUUUUAAAUCAAAUCGCGAAGACUUAAUCAGAUUGAAAGAAGAAGGAGUUAUGCUUGGUGGUGGUGAAUCACAUAAUAUUGGUAUUUUAUUUCUUCCUCAACAAUCUUCAGGAUCAGCUAAUGUUUUAAUUUUUAUCAAUGACAGAUAUGGAAAAAACGAGGAAUCUUUUUGUAUCAAAGUUGAAUACUCUCUGUAAUUUACUUUUGUUGUGUAUUUUACUUUUGA